Cladophialophora immunda is the source of this 1664-nucleotide messenger RNA. RefSeq lists its product as uncharacterized. Gene Ontology annotation, biological process: fatty acid catabolic process. Gene Ontology annotation, molecular function: 2,4-dienoyl-CoA reductase (NADPH) activity. NCBI's taxonomy places the organism in Eukaryota, Fungi, Ascomycota, Eurotiomycetes, Chaetothyriales, Herpotrichiellaceae. Bases 273 to 1253 code for a protein of 326 amino acids. The transcript has 2 exons. The record is from RefSeq and is a predicted model, not a curated record.
UGGUCUUCCAAAUAACGUUCUCCGCGUGUUUCGGCCGUUGCGGGUGUAUGAUUGUAUAUAGAAUACAAGAGCCCAUCCUCAUACGCACUCCAGUCCUCACCUUCACCCUUGGUCUUCCGCUGUCAGAUUAAGUGUCGUCGUGUUCACCCAAUCCGAACCUCACCCCCAAUAACGACCGCCCUCACCUUCGUCCGUAGCCCGCCCUCGAUACAGACCUGAGCAGGAAUCACCCACUUGCCAUUCUCCCCUGUGCCCCUUCCUACGUGAACAACAUGCCUCUCGCAAAACACGAAUACCUCUCCUCCGUGUGGCAGUCGGACCUCUUCCGUGACAAAGUCGUCUUCUGCACCGGCGGGAACGGAUCCAUCUGCUCCGCGCAGGUGCGCGCUCUCGUCCACUUGGGUGCCAAUGCCUGCAUCGUCGGGCGCAAUGUCGAGAAGACAAUCUCAGUGGCCAAAGAUCUGGAGACGGCACGUGCAGGAAGCAAGGUGUUAGGAAUCGGCGGAGUCGACGUCAGAGAUGUCCAGAGCUUGGGAAAGGCGGUAGACGAAUGCGUCAAGGUUUUGGGGGGCAUUGAUUUCCUCAUUGCUGGCGCAGCGGGCAACUUCCUGGCCCCCCUCGCCCAACUCUCCACGAACGCCUUCAAAUCCGUCAUGGACAUUGACAUUCUGGGCUCCUACAACAUCACCAAGCUCUGCCUGCCCCACCUCGUCGCCUCUGCUAAGAAGCACAACUCAUCGUCCUCCUUACCGAAACCAGAAUCCUCAGGGCCGGGCGGCCGAAUCAUCUACGUGUCCGCAACAAUCCACUACACCGGUCUGCCCAUGCAGACGCAUGUUGCUGUUGCAAAGGCUGGCGUCGAUGCUCUUUCCGCAAACGUGGCGAUAGAAUACGGCCCUCUCGGUGUCACCAGUAACAUUAUCGCCCCAGGCCCGAUCGCAGGCACAGAGGGAAUGGACCGGCUUUCCCAACACCACAAGAGAGGAGGUGAUUCGACGGGAAAACAUGUGGGUCGCAGGAUCCCACUGGGACGAUGGGGGACGAUCAAAGAAAUUGCAGACGCGACGGUAUAUUUGUUUAGUGACGCGGCGAAUUAUGUCACUGGAGACAGAUUGGUUGUGGACGGUGGCGCGUGGCACACCUCUGCUGGAUCACCCGGAGGGGAUUUCGAGUACCCAGACUUCAUUCUGAGUGGAGCAGAGGUCACGGGUGUGGGUGGUAUGAAGAAAAAGAAAGAGGGAGCGAAGUUGUAAAUGGGGACUGAAGACAGGGAGGAUACAGUGUUGUAUAAUAUAAACUCUGGCCUGCUGGCUGCCGGAAUUUCAAGAGCUGGUCAAUUUGGCCUGGAUAUCGGGGCUUCUUCCACCUGAGGGUGAACAGAACGGCGCGAAACAUGCUGGGUGCGUGAAUCCUUGUGUUAUUCCUUGAAGAGCUCAAAAUAAGGAGGCUCAACAAAGCUCUUUUCCCGGGAUGGAUGCAUAUAGAGUGACGCUGAGGAUGAGAUCUCGAGAAUAGUUCAUAUCCACAGCAACAUCUUUUCAACGUCAAACUGACGCGUCGAAGAUACACUCAAGAUUGAUGGAGAGACGAUCCUUUCUCCCACAUAGUCCUCGUAGAACGUUCGGCUAUGAAGGCAACAAUGAAACUAUGUAGCAUCUCGAAGG